AUGGAACGUAAAGCGUUUCUAGACCAAGAACCCCCUCCAGGGUACGUGGCUGGUGUUGGUAGAGGUGCAGUUGGGUUUACAACCAGUGCCACCAGCUCAGGAAUACUAUCUACCCUGGGGAACGAUUACAACAAUGGAAAUGGCUCCAUAGAAAUCAAUUCUAGCGAUAAAGAAGACGAUCCCGAAACUCACUGGACUCUAGCAACGUCAACAAGUAAAGAUGAUGAUGAUCAAAUGGCCGAUAGAAUCUAUGAACUGAUAGAUUCAAAAAUGGGCGUGUUCAAACACAGUGGUAGCACCAAUGAAGAUAAUUACAUUACAGUGGAUAGGCUUUCUAUGGUCUCAGGAGGGCUUACGGCUGAUUUUGCAAAUUUAAAGCGCGGAUUAGCAGGUGUCACUGUUGAGCAAUGGGCACUGCUACCUGAAGCAGGUGAUAUGACCCGACGUAAUAAGCGUACAAGAUUGCUUGAGAAACUGCAACAAAGAUUUUACGCCGCACCCGAUGUACUUCUUGCCUCCGAUCGGCCAAAAGAGGACACCAGCGCUACCAAUUUUGAGCUGAUCUCAUCGGCCAAGGAUGCACUUUUGAGCCGACAUCUUGAUAGUUUGGUUCCUACUGCCACUACACCUAAUACUACUGUUCAAGAUUAUAAUGAUGCAAUCAGAGAAGUGGAAUCUGAAAGUAGAAUUGCCAUUGCGGAUUUGGAGAAGUCUCGACUGGCACUUGCUUCACUUCGAAGAGUUGAGCCCUAUAAAGCUGAAUCAUGGAUCGCUUCAGCACGAUUGGAAUUAGAGAUGAAAGAAUAUAAAAGAGCUAAAAGCUUAAUCAUUGAAGGAUGUGAGAGAGUACCACGAAGUGAAGACGUAUGGUUGGAAAGUAUUAGAAUCCAUCAGAAUUCUUUCGAAACCAAUAAACUUUGUAAACGUAUAGUUGCAACUGCAUUAUCUAUUCUUCCUACUUCAUCCAAACUUUGGUUAAAGAGUGUUGAUUUGGAGAACUCAUCAGAUAUAUUUGCUAAGAAACGGGUAGUUCAAAAGGCCUUGUUAUCGUUGCCUCACAAUGGAUCUCUUUGGAAACGAUUAAUUGAGCUUGAAGAUGACACCACAACGGUCCGAAUGCUUUUGAAGAAAGCCAUAGAGAUGGUUCCUCAAGAAUGGGAUUUCAGACAACGUUUGAUCGAACUAAGCGACUAUGAAGAUGCACGGAAAGUACUCAAUUCAGCUUUAAAGACAAUGAAAGAUGACUAUAGAGUCUGGAUCACUGCAAUCAAAAUAGAGGAAAGUGAGAAAGGUACUUCCGUAAAUGUCAACAAGCUAGAGAAAAUGAUUCUAAAGGGUAUAACUCAACAAUCACUAGCUCACUUGGACUUAAGAUUCUGGUUGAAUGAAGCAGCAAAGUUAUCGCACGAAGAAGGGUAUCAUGAGUCAACGAAAGCUAUAGUGUUUAGUGCUCUUGAAUCAAAGGGUGAUCUAGUUGAAUGGUUAUCGGAAGCAGAAGAAUUUUCCAACUUAAAUGAAACUCAAGUAGUUCAAUUGGUAUAUGAAUUCAUAUCAGGAAAGCAACCAGAUAAUGAAGAAGGUUGGAUCAGAUUAUUGAAUAUUCUCAAGAAUGGAUCUCAACAGAAUCGUCUAUUCGAAUACUACCAUAAGGCCCUUAAAGCUUUACCACAGAAUGAAUCACUUGUUAUAAUGUUUGCCAUGGACACUUGGAAGAUUAAUGAUGAUGUUGAAGGUGCAAAGAAGAUCUUACAAGAUGCCAAUUCUAAAUUUGAAAGCCAGAGGAUUCAAUUACAAAGAAUUGAAUUGGAAUCAAGUAUUAGAAAUUAUGAUGGUCUUCAAAGUGUGUUUGAAGAGUUGGUAACUCUGUCCAAUGCCACAGCCAAUAUUUGGGAUAAAUAUAUUCAGUUUGCACGGUUCUAUUGGCGUAACAACACCAAUUAUGAGAUGGAAAUCGUUGGUCUUAUUGACCGUGGGUUGAAGGCAUUCCCUAAAUAUCAUCAACUAUACUUGCAAAAGGGGACUAUGUUCUUGCAAGAAAUAAAAGACAUCUCCAAAGCUCGAGAUGCCUAUACCAUUGGGACGAAAGAGUGUCCUGAAUCCAGUGAGCUUUGGAUUUCACUUGCAGAAUUAGAGAUACACCAAAAGGCAAUUAUUAGAGCUCGUUCGAUCUUAGAUUUAGCAAUGGUGAAGAAUCCAAAUAGUCCUGAGCUAUGGACAGAGAAAAUAAGACUUGAACGCUCUCUUAACGAUGUGGUUUCAGCAAGAUCUUUGGCUAAUAAGGCCCUCCAGCUUUUCAAUCUGUCACCUAUAGUUUGGAAGGAAUACGUUGAGUUAAUACCGAAGAAAUCUCAUCAAAAAAACGUCUUGAAUGAUGCUUUGAAGGCAACAAAGAAUAGUAGUAUCAUUUUGGUAAUGAUAGGGAAACUCUUGUGGACCACAAAUAAACUUGAUAACGCAAAAGUGUGGUUUGAAAGAGCCGUUAAAAGUGAUCAGCUGAAUGGAGAUGGUUGGGGAUGGUUGUAUGCAUAUUAUGAAAAAUCAGGUGGUGCUGAUAGACAACAAUUCCUUUCAGAUUUUGAUGAUAUCAAAGAAUCUAUCGAUAAAGGGGAACAUUGGCUUCAAGUUAAAAGCAGUAUUAAUAACUUUGAAUUGGACCAAUUGGAGAUACUCAAACUUGUUUCUCAACUGGUACUCAAUACAAUUCAAAGUUGA
Molecule: messenger RNA, 2712 nt
Organism: Lizanozyma spartinae
Lineage: Eukaryota; Fungi; Ascomycota; Pichiomycetes; Serinales; Debaryomycetaceae
Product: U4/U6-U5 snRNP complex subunit
Exons: 1
Coding region: 1-2712 (903 amino acids)
Biological process (GO): mRNA splicing, via spliceosome
Molecular function (GO): protein binding
Source: RefSeq, a predicted model, not a curated record